Messenger RNA from Saccostrea cuccullata (small rock oyster), 7311 nucleotides. Its product is annotated as ras-responsive element-binding protein 1-like. The coding region runs from base 199 to 5700 and encodes 1833 amino acids. Lineage: Eukaryota; Metazoa; Mollusca; Bivalvia; Ostreida; Ostreidae. The transcript has 16 exons. The record is from RefSeq and is a predicted model, not a curated record. Gene Ontology annotation, cellular component: nucleus. Gene Ontology annotation, molecular function: RNA polymerase II cis-regulatory region sequence-specific DNA binding; DNA-binding transcription activator activity, RNA polymerase II-specific. Gene Ontology annotation, biological process: regulation of transcription by RNA polymerase II.
UAUAUAUGAUGCUGAAUUUCCGGUACAGAGAGCGUGCAUCCCCAGAAAAAGAGCAUCUUCAUCAGCAUUUUCUUCACCUACGUACUCAUCCAGACGACAUUUGGCAGUAAUCAGCGAAUGAAACAAACAGAUUAACAUUUCAUUUCAGACCAAGAAGAGAACCAUGUGGCUAAGGUCAACAAGGAGCCCUGCUUUACAAUGGUGGCUAGUUAUGAGAAUUUGAAUGAGCAAGAGUCAGAUCAGGAUCUUGAUUACGAUGAUUAUGCUCCGCUAGUUGUGGACACCUCCAGGCAAGCAGAAGACAUUGAUGAUCAAGAUGAUUUGAUAACCGUUAAUAAUAUACAGCAGUCACCCUCUGAAGCCAGCAGCUAUACAUCACAAACCGAGGUAGCCAGGAGUGCCGCGUUACUUAAAAACACAGACGACGGCUUUAAACCCAGUAACUUCGUAUUCACUUCUCCAUCCUUAAGCAAUCAGGACCAACUGAGUAAUUGUUCCUCCGAUCAGGACCAGUUGUUCAUUGAUAGCGGGGAACCUAACGCCGUGUCGGAGAAAUCAUCCCGCACUCCUUCCAUUUCUAGUCUUUCUGAUCAACUCAGUCCCAGCGGACUUAGCUCAAAUAUAUCUGCAUCUAAAGUUCAUAGACGAGGAAAAAAGACUCAGUCAAAUCAAGCGGAAAAAGAUCCUGAUGUAAAUGUAGAGUGUGAGGAGUCAGAAUCUAAGAUUUUACCCAUCACUAACGGAGAAGGGGGUGAUGCCAAGUAUGCCUGUCCCAUUUGUAAAACCAUUCUGUCCUCGUCCCACGACUUAACUAAGCACAUCAGAUCGCAUAACCAAAACAACACAUCUCAGGCCAACACCUGCACCAUUUGUGGAAAAGUGCUCAGCUCUCAAAGUUCCCUAGAUCGACACAUGCUCGUACAUUCAGGGGAAAGACCAUUUCAGUGUAAAAUCUGUAAAAUGUCAUUUACCACCAAUGGUAAUAUGCAUCGUCAUUCAAGAAUCCAUGCCAAAGAAAACGAACUCGGUGGAUCAUCGGGAAUCAAACCCAUCCGUCCAAAGCCAAAAACUCCCACCUGGAAAUCUAGGCCCAUAAUUCCUAACACCAGCACUCCAACAUCUCUGACCAUUCCGCCGGGAACGUCACUUCUCUCGGCAGAGCUCCUUUCCAACAUGCCAAAGUUCUCCAUUCUAGAGACCAAACCUCAGGUCCUGACUACCAGCGAACCUGUAUCAGUCGGUCAGAAGCGAGCCUUUAACUUCAUUGAGUAUUCUCCUAAUCAGUACACCAGUCCAACGAAGAAGAUAAGCCUAGCCCAGGUGACCCCUACCCAGGUCGUAACCGAGAAAUCCCCCGCUCUAGUCACCCCAGCAGCAACACCAUCCAGUAUUACCAAAAAACCAAAGGACUCCCGAACAGAAAUCAAAUCCUUCACCAACUCCGCCCACCAUGACAAGAAAGGUUCCUUGGAGUCGUUGAACGGAGAGGAGAGAGAGGGGGACCAGCUUCACUGCCCGGUCUGUAACAAGGGCUUCCUGUGUAAAUACGGACUCGAGACCCACCUAGACACCCACCCGGAGUAUUCUAUGAAAUGUGGAAUAUGUCACAUGUCGUUUCCCACCCCCAGGGGCCUGAGCAUGCACAAGCUUAUGGUCCACAGUAAGGAGAAAUCGGUGGAAGAUUCUGAAAACACCCCCGAGCCUAAGUCCUCACCCCCAGCUGUUGUGGGAUUCUAUGAUCUUGGUUUUAUGGACUUCUCAGUCAAAAAAUUUCCCUUAGUUGCCAAGUCCUAUUGUGAGGAAAACGUGAGAAUAUCCAGCAGUAUUUACCACAAUUUUCACUGUAGCGAGUGUGCUAAGGCAUUUCCAUCUAGAGCAGCUUUACUCUUACACGAGUACACUCAUAGUCCAGAGAAGACCUCACAGUGCCCUCUAUGCGAGUGUGAUUUCCUGGACACUAAUGAACUUCACCUUCACAUGGUCAAGCAUCUGUCUGAUAAAGCUUUCAAUGAUGUCAUGGUAAAGAGCAAAACCGAAAAAGUCCUGAAAUCCCCCAAACCUGAUAAAAUUGGAAAACAUGAUUUUUUAGCCUCGUUUGGUUUGACCACUGUGAGCGAAGCUGAACUUUUACAGAAAAGAGACAAAGAACUGAAGUUGGAAGCAAACCCAAGCAUGGACAAGAAAGAAAAUAAUGAUUAUUUUGCCAGACUUGGCCAGGUUUUCUCCUCAGAUAUUUCACCCAUAAAUCCACUGAUUGCUGCCAAAUUUGCCCAAAUGUCUCCCGAAGAACAGGCCAAAGCUUACAUUGAAGCCCAGAAAUUUGUCCAGGCUGCCAUGGCCAUGCCUCAGUUCUUCCAAGGAAUGGAACAAUUUUCUGGUCUCAAUGCCUCUCAGUUUAAAGCCUUCAUGCCUUCUCUUCUUCCCCUUGGAUUGACUAAAUCCAGUGCCAACAAUGCCAUGUCUCUAAACCAGCUAACUACCCUAGCAGCCAUGACAAGUCCAGCUAUGCUGACCAGUAUGAUGGGGGGACAGAAUAUUUCCAGCCCCCUCCCCACUCCCCCUCCCAGCAGCGAGAGUGGUUCCUCAGGAGAAAUGUCGGACAAGUACCCCAAUAAGAAUGGCGUCUUCCAGUGCAAAUACUGUGAUCUGGUGUUCACCAAUUAUAGAACCAUGAAAGGUCACACUAGAACCCACCUUGGUCUGUCUCCGUACAAAUGUAACCUGUGUAGUUACUCCAGUGCUGAUAAGAGCACACUGAUUCGGCAUCUGAGAACCCACAAUGGAGAACGGCCAUUCCAAUGCAGAGUUUGUGACUUUGCCUUCACUACUAAAGCCAACUGUGAGAGGCAUGUCAGGAAGAAGCAUGGCAAGUAUUUGAAGGAGGAAGUAGAUGCCGCCAUUGGAUACAAUAAAUACGUGGCGGAAUCCUCCAAUACCACUGAAAACUUCCAGUCUCCUGACACAGUCUGUAAAUACUGUGGGGAGGACUUCAAGUUUUUCCGGGCCUUGAAGCACCACCUCCGGUCUCACAGCAGCUGUCCACAGAAGCCAUUCCUCUGUAUGCGCUGUGACAUCGGGUUCUCCACCAAGGCUAACUGUGUCAGACAUCUACAGAAGCAGCACCCCGAGGUGUCCCAGUAUCAGAUAGAGCAGUUCAUCCACGUCAAUGAACCCUCCCUUCUGGAGGAUGGGGAGAAAUCAUUUGGGGAGGGUAUGUCAGAUGACAGCCAGACGGCAGACACGCUUGAUUUCUCUGGAGGAAAUCCACCAGCUGCUCACUCAUCCAUGAAGAGUCUCAUAGCAACAGAGAGUCGUACUCAGUCACCUGUGACAAGUAUUAAAGCUGAAGCUGUGAAAAUUAAGCAGGAACCAAUGGAUAUGGAUGAUUUGCCUCUCGAUUUCAGCGUUAACAGAAGUUCUACAUCCACACCUGAUGUCAAACCAAAAGUAGACGAACUGCCAAUAGAUCUGUCUUUUAAAGGAAAGGAGGCCAGUGAUUCUUCAACUCCAAACUCCCGUUCCAUUGUAUAUGACACUAACUUGUACCAGUGCCAGUUCUGUCCAAUGGGAAUCUCCAGUCAGAGAAUGCUGGAGCGCCACCUGGUGCAGGACCACCACCAUCUGCUGGAGAGGAUGGAGAAGCAGAGGCUGAAGGAAGCCACCUCACCGGAACCACCCACCAAACUGUCCACCAGCCACGGCAGCGAGGAGAGGAUGAAAAUCCUGAUGCGCUUCCCAAAAACCGGAAACAAUGCAAGGAGUCUGAAGGAUAGAAUUACCAAACCAGACUCCAAAUUUAAUCAUGGUUCAGAUACUGCCUCAGAUCUUGCCUCAGUGAAAAAAAUUCUAGAUGCUGCCAUUCAACCCUUCCGAUCAUUCCCCAUCGAUAAUUCCAACUUUUCCGGUAAAUCCGGUGAGGAUUCCAUGGACUAUUCCAUGGAUGAAGACAGUACAUGUAAAAGCAAAGAUCUGGAGGAACCGCCUGUUCUCAGUCCCAGGAAUAAGGGGGAUAACUCUAGUAUGCUCAGUGACCAAGAUAUGCCCGAAAUAGCAGAGAGCCCAGAACAGUUUGCCAAGAUGUUCAUCAAUGCACCAAAGAUACCAAAGACCGUAACAGAGCCAGCAGAUAAGCUUCUAGUGAAGAAGAAGAGGAAUUCCUACGCCGACUCUCCACAUAAGUUACAGUGUCCCUACUGCACCAGGACCUUCCCCUGGGUUAGCUCCCUUACCCGCCACCUGCUGACCCACACUGGUCAGAAGCCAUUUAAAUGCCCCCGCUGUCCCGUCACCUUCUCCACCAAAUCAAACCGCGAGCGCCACCUCAUCAGGAAACACGGCGUCAACAUGAUGGACCCACUGUCUCGUCAAACCAUGGACCGCCCAUACAAGUGUCAUCUCUGUGUAUUCAGCUCCUUCUCAACUCAAGGUAACCUGCUGAAACACUACAAGGAGCGCCAUGUUGGGUGUGAACUCCCAGACACCCUGGCUGACCUCGAUAGAGCUGUCACCAAGGGACUCAGUACCACCAUCCCCCCACACGAGCGGGGCAUGUACAGUAUUGAGAGCUACAACAUGGACAUUCAGCUUAACAAGCAGGAUGAACAGAGCCUCCUUAACAAGGCCAAGGACUCUGACACUCCCACUGCCAUAACCACUUUUAUAGUUCCCGAUGACUUGAAAUCAGAUGAUGAUGAUGACGAUGAUGAUAUAAUUCCACUGAGCAUUGAUAACUCCAUGGAGGAUUCCUCUCCCAAACCAUCGCCUACCCCAGAAUUCACCGGGUCCGCAGAACGCCAGAUCAACCCAGAGCGAGACAACUACAAUGUAGAUAAGAUCACCAACUGCUGGAAAUGCAACGAAAAAUUUGUCUCUCGUAAAUUACUGGUUCGCCACCUGAAGGAGCACAACAUUGAUCUCCCUUUCAAAUGUUAUUUGUGUGAUGCCUCGUACGAGACUCGGAAGUCUUGCCUGGAUCACCAGGAAAGCGCCCACUCCUCCGACUGGAAGAUCCUGAAGGAGAAGAACAAGGUGGAUAACGUAGAUACGUUUGCCAGACACAUGGAUAAAGUGGUGGAGAACAACUGUAACAAAGUGGACCAGGGGGCCAUGCUGGAGAUUCCAGGCCAGAAUGCAGACGAUCCUAAGAUGGAGGUGGUGUCUGCUGACUACAUGCAGCGUAAAGUCUACUGUUCUCUCUGUCCCAAGAGAUUCUGGUCCCUUCAGGACUUGAGGCGCCACAUGAGGUCCCACACAGGGGAGAGGCCUUUUGAAUGUGACAUCUGCCACAAGCGCUUCACCCUGAAGCACAGCAUGAUGAGGCAUCGUAAGAAGCAUGUGGACUCUGGGUCACUGAGUCCAAGUGAUGAGGAGGACAAUAACAACAACCAAGAUGAACCUGGUGUCAGUAAACUGAUGACUCAUCAUAGACCCAUAUUACCCAGAAUGCCUGCUGCUGCUAUCCCAGUGAUCCCUGUUACAGUCAUGACAGAAUCUCCCAAAGUCAUUGAGAACUGCCCUCAGUUUAUCACAGUUUCCUCCACCCAGAUACCACCGCCAGCAAAAUCCACCACCAUCACCAUGGAGACAGAUGUCAAAGACAACAGUGCUGACAUUCUCCACAAUCUGCUGGGUGUAGAUGUAGGAUCCAUCGACCAGAUGCUGGACUCCGCAGACAGCGCCGCCAAACUACUGGGCAUGUGAACAUUGUCAUAGGAAAUAAGAUAUGUGAACAUUGCUAUGGGAAAUACAUGUGAACAUUGUUAUGGGAAAUAGAUGAAAUAUGAUCAUUGCUAAGGAAAAUAGAUGAUGUCAAAAUUACUAUGGGAAAUGCAUGUAGAUAGAAGUUAAAGCAGUUUAGAAUGAUAAAAUAAUAAUCAAAUGUGUGAAUAAUGAAGCAAUUGUAUAUGAAGUGGAUUAGUGAGUACUUGAUUGACAUAGAUUGAAAAACUCUGAAACAUUAAAAUUAAAUUUAAAUUGUAUGUGAUUGUAUAAAUGUCUCAUGAUUUGAUGAUAGUAUUUAACCAAGUGUUUAUGCCAAAAUGGAUGCUAUGUGAGGAGUAGUUUUCUUCACUUGUAUAUACAUUAUCUCAUUUAUUUUAAAACUGUGGUCACCUGAUCUUUGAAGAUUUGGUGUCAUUGAUGCAUUGUUAACUCUUAUUUUAUAUGACCAUGGGAAAAAGAUUCAUGUACAUGCACUUUGUGUGAUAAAAUAGCAAGCUUGUGUGAAAUGCACAUAAAUUCUAUAAAAAAGAUGUAGGUGUAUUUUUAACAAUUUUUGUUUUCUAGAAUUUGCCAGUUGUUUUUAACUAAUUUGUGUCAGGGAUAAUUUAUUGAACAUUCCAAAACUUUUUUGUAGUGAUUUUGUAAAGUGUUCAUCAUAAUUGACUGGAGGAAAAUAAAUACAAAGUUAUGUGCAUAGAGUGUAUAAAUGUCAAGUUCCUGAACAUACAGGAAGGGACCAUAAUGAAUUGUAAAUACUUUUAUACAUUCCAAUUGUUGUAUACAAAUGUUGUGUGCAUGUAUUUGUGUAUAUAUUUUGAUUUAAUGAAUUUUAUAUGAUUGCUCCAAGAGGAAAUAACUUUGUCUCUUUAUAUUGACAAUCCAUGCUCCCUCGGGAGUUUCCCUUUAUGGCACCCCACCGCACGUGUUUCUGCACAUUUUUGUGAGUCGUGAAAAAAAGUGCAUAAGACAACACCCUAGUCUCUUAACAGAUCUGUUAUUUAGUCAAAAAUUAUUUAUUUAUUCAUUUGUUAUGACUUUUAUUUUCUAUGUUGAAUUUUGUACAUUAUUUGUAUAUAUGGAGUGUUUAAUUGUGACAUCUUUCAGACUUCUUUUUUGAGAACUAUGCAUUCCUUUAUUUCACAAACAAGUUCCUGCAACAGCAUUCCAACCUUUCUCUUCAAUUUUCAUACGUUAAAAUGCCCGAUUUCUAUAUUUAUUAUUUGUUUUGAUAAAAAAAUGUUACAACAUUUUAGUUUGGUGUAGGGGAAGUAACCAUUCCAGUGUAUACAUUAGAGUUUUUGUGUUAGUGCCUUAGACCAAAAUAGUAUUGGAAUUGGAAAGGGGAUUAGUCUCGAAGCCACAGUGUUUCAAAUUGAAUCCAUAUUUUCUUAUUUAAGAAAAAAAUGUCUCUCUUUUUUUUUAUUCUUCCAUUGUGUGAGUUUUUAAUUAUGGACUACAGGGAUUUUUGACAACGAUGUAGGUUUGAAUUUAAGUCACAAAUAUUUUUAAGAAACUUGUGUGUGUUUUAAUUUGCUGGUCAUGAAAGCAUUAAUAUGCAACGAAUUUAAUUAAACUAUAUAAGUAGAAAAA